Nakaseomyces glabratus is the source of this 159-nucleotide messenger RNA. RefSeq names its product Mco6p (gene MCO6). Gene Ontology annotation, biological process: outer mitochondrial membrane organization. NCBI's taxonomy places the organism in Eukaryota, Fungi, Ascomycota, Saccharomycetes, Saccharomycetales, Saccharomycetaceae. The record is from RefSeq and is a predicted model, not a curated record.
AUGAUUUUUUUCUACCAGCAGAUACGGGCCAUUUUCACACACUCCCACUCGACCAAAAGACAAAUACAGUUGUCAAGACGGGCAUUCUUUCAGCUUUUGGGAUUCCUAGGCAGUUGUGUGGUGAUCUCGUUAGCAGCCCAGUCUAACUAUCUGCAGUGA